Molecule: messenger RNA, 759 nt
Organism: Alternaria arbusti
Lineage: Eukaryota; Fungi; Ascomycota; Dothideomycetes; Pleosporales; Pleosporaceae
Exons: 2
Coding region: 1-759 (252 amino acids)
Source: RefSeq, a predicted model, not a curated record
AUGGACCCAUGGCUAGGGUCACAAGGCCCGAAGACGUGGAGACGAAGGAGUACAUACCACAUCAGAACCGGUCCCUUCCUAACAACUACAACACCAACAACCUACCGCGUCCUCCUCUCGCCCUACACAUCGCACCUCCGCUACACCGUCCCUUCCCUCUUAUCCCUAAACCAGCAAAUCCACGCCGAAGCCAGCAAAAUCCUCUACUCAACAUACACCUUCGCCUUCCACACCAGUAUCGAAGCCGCCGUCCCCUUUCUCUCCGACCUGACACCCAGAAGCCGAGCGUCCAUACGGCAUAUAAGCAUAACGAAGAAGGCAUUGCCAUACAGCAAGGAAUUCGACCGCGCAGAAUGGGCAAGUCUGUGCGAAUACCUCGCUACCCCGUCUUCUGCUGUAGGAGACGGUUCAGAUGCAACCGUACCCCCAAUCUCUCUCCGCACCCUCAACCUGAACGUAAUCUCCGGCAAACCCGACCACGGCUGGGAUGCCAUCACCCCCAUCACACCCUCCGACUUCGACACCAUGCUCCGCAUGAAGAACGAGUGGCUUGGUGGUAAUGGCGACUUCGGCGGCGUGGACUUGGAAUGGGUGGAGCAGGUCAUGGCGAUUAAAGGGUUGCAAGAGGUUAAUGUGAAGGCGAUGGUGGAGAGGUGUGCGAGUCCUGUGAGUGAGAAGCAGGCGUUUUGGAUUGCGUUUAGUAAGAGUGUUGAUGAGGGGGGGUUUGGGGCGUGGGUUAGGGGGAGGAUGAUCCGAUGA